AAGCAUAUAUCUUGGAAUACAUCACAGAAAUAGAAGAUGACGAAACCAAAGAAAAGAUUAAAAAUAUGCCAGAAAGCAGAGCCCAAAAUACUGAUUUACACAAGACAACAGAAGCACAAAAAAUUUCAAAAACCUAG
Molecule: messenger RNA, 137 nt
Organism: Racocetra persica
Lineage: Eukaryota; Fungi; Glomeromycota; Glomeromycetes; Diversisporales; Gigasporaceae
Source: the annotation of a GenBank genome assembly